Molecule: messenger RNA, 300 nt
Organism: Penicillium manginii
Lineage: Eukaryota; Fungi; Ascomycota; Eurotiomycetes; Eurotiales; Aspergillaceae
Exons: 1
Coding region: 1-300 (99 amino acids)
Source: RefSeq, a predicted model, not a curated record
AUGUACCAACUAGGCGAAAUGGUCGAGUCUCGUGUUCACGCCCGCACCCGCGUUGCACCCGCAUCGCACCCGCAGUCACGCCCGAGAAAAUUGUCCGGAGAGAAUCAAGCUAAAGCGGGACAAGCCAAGCACGGAGAGAGAAAAGGACGAAUGAAAACAAGAAUUGGGCGCGACGUCACUGGGUCGGAGAGGCGCUGCGGCGAAGAGUGGAGCCUCGAACUCUUUAGCAUUGUGGAUGGGGAUGAGGAUGGCCCAUGUCUCUGCGGACCAGAGAGCUGGGUUCCCGAACAACCGCCCUGA